CGCUACUAGACGACGCCACUGUAGUCUAUACAUACGCAUCAUCAAAAUCUAUAUUAAAAUGGAGGAAAAGAGUCAAGUUGUAGAACGAGAAACUAAAAAAGAUGAAAUUCACGAAAAAGAUGUGAAAUCCAAAAGUUCUGUAAAGAGACAUCGCAAGAAGAAGAACAAGAUGUCACAUGGCAAUGGCGAUAAUCACAAUCAUAGAGAUGAGCAUGAACUGCAUAGUGCAUGUAAUAUUUCUAUCAAGGAUAUACAAAUGGCAAUGGAAGUAUUUAAUAUACAACAGAAACCUGCCAAAACUCAAGAAGAAGCUAUGCAAAAACCUUAUCAGUUUUGGAGUACACAGCCAGUACCAAAAAUGGAUGAGAAGAUAGUUAAAAAUGAACCGAUUGAGUCUGACAGAACAUCAAUUAGAGCAGAACCUUAUUCAUUGCCAGCAGACUUUCAAUGGGACACAUUAAACCUUGAUGAUCCUUUGGUUUUGUCAGAAUUGUAUACUUUAUUGUCUGAGAAUUAUGUGGAGGAUGAUGAUGCUAUGUUUAGAUUUGAUUAUCCACCAAACUUUUUGAAGUGGGCGUUGCAAUCUCCUGGAUGGUGCAAAGAAUGGCACUGCGGAGUACGAGUGACUAAAAGCGGACGUCUAGUCGGUUUUAUUUCUGCUAUUCCAGCUACUCUGCGUGUUUAUAAUCAUACCCAAAAGAUGGUGGAAAUAAAUUUCUUAUGUGUACACAAAAAACUGAGGUCGAAGCGAGUUGCACCGGUGUUGAUACGUGAAAUAACUAGGAGAGUUAAUCUUGAAGGUAUAUUUCAGGCUGUAUAUACUGCUGGUGUUGUACUACCAAAACCAAUAGCAACUUGCAGGUAUUGGCAUCGUUCUCUCAAUCCUAAAAAACUAAUUGAAGUGAAGUUUUCUCACUUGUCUCGCAAUAUGACUAUGCAGAGAACUUUAAAGUUGUUUAAACUGCCAGAGAGUACAAAAGUGCCAGGAUUUAGGAAAUUAGUCGAAGCAGACAUACCUCAAGCCCAUAAGAUAUUAACUGAUUAUUUGGAAAAAUUUGACUUGGCUCCAGUCUUCUCCAUCGAAGAGUUCCGACAUUGGUUCCUUCCACAGAACGAGAUUAUUAAUACUUUUGUAGUAGAAAAAGAUGGCAAAAUUACCGAUAUGGUUAGCUACUACACGCUGCCAAGCUCGAUAAUGCAUCACCAGACACACAAGACACUCAGGGCUGCAUACAGUUUCUACAACGUAUCCACAGCAACGCCUUGGCUCGAACUCAUGACCGAUGCACUUAUAUCGGCUCGUAAUCUUGAUUUCGAUGUAUUUAAUGCAUUGGAUCUUAUGGACAACAAACAGUUUUUAGAACCACUAAAAUUUGGCAUAGGUGAUGGAAAUCUGCAAUAUUAUUUAUACAAUUGGCGUUGUCCUAGCAUGACGCCCGGGAAAAUUGGUUUAGUGCUCCAAUAAAGUCUAGAUGAACGUAUCC
Messenger RNA from Frieseomelitta varia, 1484 nucleotides. It is a transcript of the gene Nmt, whose product is annotated as glycylpeptide N-tetradecanoyltransferase 2. Lineage: Eukaryota; Metazoa; Arthropoda; Insecta; Hymenoptera; Apidae. The record is from RefSeq and is a predicted model, not a curated record. Gene Ontology annotation, biological process: N-terminal peptidyl-glycine N-myristoylation. Gene Ontology annotation, cellular component: cytoplasm. Gene Ontology annotation, molecular function: glycylpeptide N-tetradecanoyltransferase activity. The transcript has 8 exons. The coding region runs from base 59 to 1465 and encodes 468 amino acids.